Molecule: messenger RNA, 2427 nt
Organism: Sceloporus undulatus (fence lizard)
Lineage: Eukaryota; Metazoa; Chordata; Lepidosauria; Squamata; Phrynosomatidae
Gene: NUP88
Product: nucleoporin 88
Exons: 17
Coding region: 60-2276 (738 amino acids)
Biological process (GO): mRNA export from nucleus; ribosomal small subunit export from nucleus; protein import into nucleus
Cellular component (GO): nuclear pore
Molecular function (GO): structural constituent of nuclear pore
Source: RefSeq, a predicted model, not a curated record
CUGGGAGUCGUAGUCCGCCCCUUCUGCAAAGACGGUUCCCGGGGCCUGUUUUCCCUCCGAUGAUGGCGGCGGGGGGCUUGGGGGAGCGUUGGUGGGCGCAGCUGCCGCAGCACGCCGCCCUGUGCCGCCUCAGGGACCAGGCCCAAACCCAGGCCCAGGCCCAGGCCCAGGCCCAGGCCAGUCCCGAAGCCUCGGAGCAACUCAAGGCAGCCCCUCUCCCUCGGGACCUGAUGCUGGGCCUGGGCUCGGAGCUCUUCCUCUGGGACGCCGAGAGGGCCGCCUUCUACGUCCUCGGCCUCCGGGGCCUGGGCGACGAGCCCGAAGGACUAGGCCGCUACCAGACCUUGCUGUGCAUCAAUCCGCCCCUUUUCGAGGUCUAUCAGGCGGCGCUGAGCCCGACGCAGAAGCAUGUGGCGCUCAUUGGGACCAAGGGGCUGAUGGCGCUGGAGCUGCCCAAACGUUGGGGGAAGAACUCCGAGUUCGAAGGCGGGAAGGCGACCGUGAAUUGCAGCACUAUACCUAUCGCCGAAAGGUUCUUCACCAGUUCGACAACUCUGACGCUGAAGCAUGCAGCCUGGUUCCCAAGUGAGACCCUGGAGCCCCACGUUGUGCUGUUGACAUCUGACAACACAAUACGGAUUUACAGCCUGAGUUUGCCUGAGACCCCCGUGAAAGUGAUUGCUCUUUCCUCAGCUGCUGAUGAGGAGAUGCUGAGGCUUAACAAAGGGAGAGGCUACACAGCGUUGAUCGGCGAGACGGCUGUGGCUCUUGACUUUGGCCCCCUGACAGCAGUUCCCAAAAGCAUUGCUGAGCAGCGAGAGAAAGAGGAGGUGCUGGCAUACCCUUUGUACAUCUUGUACGAAAAUGGGGAGACCUUCCUGACCUACAUCAGUCUGGUCCACAGUGCUGGGAACAUUGGCAAGCUGUUGGGUCCGCUGCCCAUGCACCCUGCGGCCGAAGACAACUACGGAUACGACGCUUGCGCGGUUCUGUGCCUUCCGUGUGUCCCCAACAUCUUAGUGAUCGCCACCGAAUCGGGAAUGUUAUAUCACUGCGUGGUGUUGGAAGGAGAAGAGGAUGACGAACAAAUGUCUGUCAAAUCCUGGGAUUCAAGAACGGACCUCAUCCCGUCCCUCUAUGUGUUUGAGUGCGUCGAACUGGAGCUUGCGCUGCGUCUGGCCUCGAAAGAGGGAGAGGAGCCGCUGGACCCGGACUUCUCCUGCCCAAUUAAACUGCACCGAGAUCCGAAAUGUCCCUCGCGCUACCACUGUACACAUGAUGCCGGCGUGCACAGCGUUGGCCUUCCCUGGAUCAACAAGCUGCACAAAUUCCUCGGCUCAGAUGAGGAAGACAAGGACAGUCUGCAAGAACUGGGAGCCGAACAGAAAUGCUUUGUGGAGCACAUCCUUUGCACCAAGCCUCUGCCAUGCAGACAAUCCGCCUCCAUUAGAGGGUUUACCAUCAUCUCAGACAUCUUGGGCCCCACAAUGAUCUGCCUCACUGGGUCUUACGAAUGCAUCACCAAGCCUCUUCUUUCUGCCGUCCACCCUCCCUGCCCUCCACUUCUGUGCACCAAGGAAGACUCUCAGGUUAUGGCCUCACCCCUCCGCAUCGUGGCUGAAUCGCAAGACUCCUUCGAGAGACACAUCCAGAGCAUCUUGUCUCGCGUCUCUGCCAAUCCGUUGCUGUUGAAGACGGCGGAUAAAGAGUCUUCUCCACCCCCCGACGAAUGCCUUCAGCUUCUCAGCAGAGCCACCCAAGUGUUCAGGGAAGAAUACAUUCUGAAACAGGACUUGGCCAGAGAAGAGAUCCAGCGAAGAGUGAAAUUGCUGCGUGAACAGAAGAAGAAGCAGCUGGAGGAUCUUGGCUACUGUCGAGAAGAAAGGAAAAGCCUGCGGGAGAUGGCAGAGCGCCUGGCCGACAAGUACGAGGAAGCCAAAGAGAAACAAGAAGACAUUGUGAACAGGAUGAAGAAGGUGCUGCACCGUUUUCACUCUCAGCUGCCCGUCUUGUCGGACAGCGAAAAGGACAUGAAGAAAGAGCUGCAGACAAUUCAAGAGCAGUUGCGGCACUUGGGAAACUCUAUCAAACAGGUUAAAAUGAAAAAGGAUUACCAGCAAAGGAAAAUGGAGAAGGGGACCAGCCCCCGGACGCCCAGCAUCUCCCUCAGCACCUAUCAGAGGAAAUGCAUCCAGGCCGUUUUGAAAGAGGAGGGAGAACACAUCCAGGAGAUGGUGAAACAGAUCAACGACAUCCGGAACCAUGUCGCCUUUUAGGCUGCAUCACAAACGCCGCCGUUAACUUUGUGGAAUGUGAAUGAGAUGCCUUUCUCCUAAUUUAUAAGUUGUUUGUAUCAUUGUUUUUUUACAUUGUCCACAUUGUUUAAUAAAUACCUUUUUAAAGAAGUCCACCUGAGGAUAAAACAAA